Coccomyxa subellipsoidea C-169 is the source of this 2166-nucleotide messenger RNA. RefSeq lists its product as hypothetical. The record is from RefSeq and is a predicted model, not a curated record. NCBI's taxonomy places the organism in Eukaryota, Viridiplantae, Chlorophyta, Trebouxiophyceae, Coccomyxaceae. Bases 34 to 2166 code for a protein of 710 amino acids. Gene Ontology annotation, molecular function: calcium ion binding. The transcript has 15 exons.
GUGAAUUGCAUUCCGGGACAGAGAGACAGAGGGAUGGUGUCCAGUACGAGGUUAGCGGUGGUCCUUGGCCUCGCCGUGCUCUCUGGCAGCCUCGUGCAGGCCCGAUUCGUGAUUGAGCAGGGCGGUCUGAAGAUUUCGUUCCCGAAGGCAGCUGCGAAGGCGCACCCAAAGGGCUUUGACAUGAGUCUAGCAAAUUUUGGAGCUCCAAAGUAUGGAGGAUCGCUGAUGGGCAAGCUGGUGUAUGUGGACGCGGAUCACGGUCAUCCGAACACCUGCAUUCCUAGCUGCAACUAUGCAUGCCAACCAUUCUCGCAAGCGAGCCCUCCCUUCAAAUUAAAUCCAUCAACGAAUCCGGACAGACCGGGGCAGCGAACCAACUACAUCAUGCUUGUAGACCGAGGCCCACUCGAGGACGACAUGGCUCCCUGCAAAUUCGCGGAGAAGGUUUGGAAUGCCCAGGAGGCAGGAGCCCAGGGGGUUGUUGUGGUGAACUAUGAGGACAAGCACACAACCAUGGAGGCCCCAGAUGACCAGGAUGAGAUUUCAUACAGGUAUCUGCGCAACAUCACCAUUCCAGCGGCGUUCAUCACCAAGUCGGACGGCCAGGUGCUGAAGGACCUGUUCAAGAAGACCCCCGGCAAUGCUCAGCCGGACGAUGUGUACGUGGUCCUCGACUGGAAUGAUGUUCUGCCACGUGCCCGCAAGGUGGAGUGGGAGUUCUGGACCAACAGCAAUGACAUGUGCGGCGCCGUCUGCGACGUCCAGAAGGAGUUCAUCAAGGAAUUUGUGCCAGUAGCGCGGGAGCUGGAGGGGAACUGGACGCGCUUCACGCCGCACUACAUCGUGUGGGUGUGCCCCGAGUCCUACCGCUCCUCCGACGAGUGCCAGUCCCAGUGCAUCCACAACGGCCGCUACUGCACCCCCGACCCCGAUGGCGACCUCCUCGCCGGCUACUCCGGCAAGGACAUCGUCCAGGAGAACCUACGACAGCUGUGCGUGUUCAAGCUGGCGAAUGAGAGCGGCGUGCCGUGGAAGUGGUGGGAGUACAGCACCAAGUUUGGCGAGCAGUGCAAGAUGGUUGACAACCAAUACAACGAGGAGUGCGCCGAGCGGGUGUUCAACGAGCUGGAGGGCAACACAUGGAGCAGCCUGGCCAAGCUGCGCGCAUGCAUCGGUGACGUGGCCGCCGACGCCGACAACGCACUGCUCGAGUCUGAGAUGAAGCGCCAGCGCGGCAACAGCGACACCGGCGAGGUGUACAUCCUGCCGACAAUCCGCAUCAACGACGGGCAGUACCGCGGCAAGCUGAGCUACACGGAGGUCCUGCGCGCAAUUUGCGCCGGCUUCACCAGGAACGCAGAGCCCAAGGCGUGCAUGCGCGUGGCGGUUGACGACUCAUGCCGUGACGGAUCCCUCGGGCACUCCACCUGCGCCGCCCGGAAGGACGGCAAGACGAAGUGCCAGAACACGUUCAGCGGGUACGAGUGCGUGUGCGGGCCCGGCUUCAUCCUGCAUGUGGGCGAGGGCGGCAAGGAGAAGUGCCUCAACAUCAACGAGUGCGUCUCCACUGAGGCCGCCGACCUGGACCCCAAGUGCACCUGCGAACGCUGCGCCUGCAAGGACACCUACGGCGGAUACGAGUGCAUUGCCAACAUACGCGAUGACUGCGCGCAUGACUACGCCGGGUGCUGGCGCGGGGACUUCAAGGUCAACGGCAAGAGCCAGACCUUCCACGCCUGCAAGGACAACAUUGCCCUCUACAAGGACGCGGCGGCGCGCGGCAAGCCGCUGGAGGACAUUCCGCUGCACUCGUGCACGUGCCCGCCCUGCUUCACAGAGUACAUGAACAACGGCAAGAUGGAGUGCGUGCCCAAGUGCGAUCUCGCCACCUGCGACGCAGCCACCGGCAUCUGCUCUGGCGGCUUCGGCGGCUCCGGCGGGCUGCACUCAUGGGCGGUGGUGCUGAUAGUAUUCGCGUGCCUGGGGGUCGUCGGGGGUGCUGGCUUCGUGGCGUACCGGCUGCGCCUGCGCAGUGCGAUGCACCAGGAGAUUCGGGCCAUCAUGGCGCAGUACAUGCCGCUGGAGAGCCAGGAGGGCGUCAACGGAGAGCUCGCCAUGCCCCGAUCCCCUGCAACCAACGGCGCCGUGCCGCACACAGACGUCUGA